AUGAACAGACGGAGUGCCUGGAAAGCUUCUCUUUCGAUCGGUCUUCUUUUGAACUUCACGUCCAAGAGACUCGGUUACUUAUCUUGCCGCCCACGGGCCCCGCCGAUGGUUCGAGAUCGGGUCUCCGGUCGCCGGCAGCUGGGAACUGACAGUUCUUUGACGAGCUCGGGGUAUGGUUUACUGGACUUGUCGAGCGGGGCUCGCUCGUCGGAAACCUUCCCAUCGCUCGGUUGCGAACCGAUGGAUAAGAGGCGUGGAGUGCGUCCCGGUGAGGCUGCGGCAGCGUCGGCGGGCGAAAGAGCGCUCAUGAUUGGGUCAGACAGAGAGGGGGUCCCGAUCGUCGCGACAUUGCAGGGUCCGGCGAGCUACGUCGCGUCGUCCAUCGAGGAACGCAUGCGACCCGACCGGCAGAACUGGAAUAACCACAGUAGGUUACGGGACAGUCGCCAGUUCGACAGAAGGCUGCCGUUCGCGGAGAUUCCGGCCCCGGAAGAAGAAGAGUGGGCGGAUGGGCGGAGGGGCGGCGGGCCGGAUGACCGGCUCCGGACCGGGAGAAGACGGGAGGCAGGGAGGGAGGAUCGCGGGCGUUUCGCAGCCCGCGCGGCAUGUAGCCGUUGGGGAAGGGGGAGAGGGGAGGGGGGGGCCGAAGAAAAAUCAUUCGGCCCGGAGGCGGCCCUCCGUGCCGUUUCGGGGAGAGCAGGCACCGUCCGAUGGAGGCCGGCACGAUCCGAGCCCUCCGAUAGGGCCGUAGCGUUGCCCCGCUGUUCGCCACGCUUGAACAGCUAUCCGGGCCCCGGAGGCAGAGCUCGGCCAGGAGCCGCUGGCCUGCCGACGUCGGAUCUCAAUCCGAGCGCCUCGCGAGGCCGUUGUGUCAGGCGGGCGCGGGAAGGCAUGAUGGGGCCUGCUGGUGGCACAUUCACCGGACUCCGUAACCUUCACCUGGACUCUUGUUCCCGCCCCGCUGCCAGUCGCCGGCCCCCACCACCACCUCUGGUCCUGGGCCCGCAGAGCCAGCCCCAGCCCCAGCAGCAGACGGCGAGCAAAGCCGCGAACACGACGGGCAGCCCCGAAAGCUUUGCUGCGGAUACUUUAGCUCCCCGUGAGCGGGCGCUCCAAAGCAGGCCAGCGGCAGAAGAGCUUGUGCAGCUAUAA
Molecule: messenger RNA, 1152 nt
Organism: Marchantia polymorpha subsp. ruderalis
Lineage: Eukaryota; Viridiplantae; Streptophyta; Marchantiopsida; Marchantiales; Marchantiaceae
Source: the annotation of a GenBank genome assembly